Molecule: messenger RNA, 643 nt
Organism: Lates calcarifer (barramundi perch)
Lineage: Eukaryota; Metazoa; Chordata; Actinopteri; Centropomidae
Product: gamma-crystallin M2-like
Exons: 2
Coding region: 1-606 (201 amino acids)
Biological process (GO): visual perception; lens development in camera-type eye
Molecular function (GO): structural constituent of eye lens
Source: RefSeq, a predicted model, not a curated record
AUGUGUAGCUUUAAACUUGAACACCUGACACCCCUGCCUCUUCUGGCUAACCAAAGCCUUUCCCUCUCCCUCUCACCCCUUCAGAUUAUCUUCUACGAGGACAGGAACUUCCAGGGUCGUUCCUAUGAGUGCAUGAGCGACUGCCCCGACAUGUCCUCCUACCUGAGCAGGUGCCACUCCUGCAGGGUGGAGAGAGGCUGUUUUAUGGUGUACGACCGCACCAACUACAUGGGCAACCAGUACUUCCUGAGAAGGGGCGAGUACGCUGACUACAUGAGCAUGAUGGGCAUGAGUGACUGCAUUAAGUCCUGCCGCAUGAUCCCCAUGUACAGGGGAUCCUACAGGAUGAGGAUCUACGAGAGGGAGAACUUCGGUGGCAUGAUGCAUGAGCUGAUGGACGACUGUGACAACAUCAUGGACCGUUACCGCAUGUCCAACUGCAUGUCCUGCAACGUGAUGGAAGGCCACUGGCUGAUGUACGAGCAGCCCCACUACAGAGGCAGGAUGAUGUACAUGAGGCCUGGCGAGUACAGGAGCUUCAUGAACAUGGGCUGGAGCGGCAUGAGGUUCAUGAGCAUGAGGCGCAUCACCGACUCCUGCUAUUAGAUUGUCUUUGCACUGAAUAAAACUGUCAUAACCUGAA